Messenger RNA from Beauveria bassiana ARSEF 2860, 474 nucleotides. Its product is annotated as nudix domain containing protein. Gene Ontology annotation, molecular function: 8-oxo-7,8-dihydrodeoxyguanosine triphosphate pyrophosphatase activity. NCBI's taxonomy places the organism in Eukaryota, Fungi, Ascomycota, Sordariomycetes, Hypocreales, Cordycipitaceae. Gene Ontology annotation, biological process: dGTP catabolic process. Bases 1 to 474 code for a protein of 157 amino acids. The record is from RefSeq and is a predicted model, not a curated record. The transcript is spliced from 3 exons. Gene Ontology annotation, cellular component: cytosol.
AUGGCUACUGAAGCUCCCAAUCCCCGUGUCGGCGUCGCGGCCGUCAUCGUCAACAACCGCGGCCAAGUGCUCGUGGGCAAACGCAAGGGCAGCCACGGAGCCGGCACUUGGCAGUUUCCGGGUGGACACUUGGAGCACGGCGAAGGACUGCUCGAGUGCGCCGUACGUGAGGCAGACGAAGAAACGGGCCUUUCUCUGCAGGGCAUCAAGAUUGCGACCCAGACAAACGACAUUUUCAAAACCGAGGGCAAACACUACAUUACACUGUUUGCCAAGUGUGUCAUGAACGACCCCGACGCAGUUCCCGAGCUUCGAGAACCGAACAAGUGCGAGAGAUGGGUCUGGUGGGAUUGGGAAAAGUUUUUUACAGGCCGUGAGACUGGCGAGGUAGAUGGCGAGAAACUCUUUCUGCCCAUGGAAAACCUCUUGAAGCAGUUUGACAGUGUCACCGAACUCAAGAAGAUGUUUCAAUAG